Medicago truncatula (barrel medic) is the source of this 2321-nucleotide messenger RNA. RefSeq names its product indole-3-acetic acid-amido synthetase GH3.6. The transcript is spliced from 3 exons. The record is from RefSeq and is a predicted model, not a curated record. Gene Ontology annotation, cellular component: cytoplasm. Gene Ontology annotation, molecular function: indole-3-acetic acid amido synthetase activity. The coding region runs from base 182 to 2002 and encodes 606 amino acids. NCBI's taxonomy places the organism in Eukaryota, Viridiplantae, Streptophyta, Magnoliopsida, Fabales, Fabaceae.
GUUUUCAACUCACGCCCAACAAACACUCUCUCUUCUUUCCUUCCUUCCUUCUCAACAAGUUUUCUAUUAGCGUAUUGUUCUCUCUCUCUCUCUCUCUCUCUCUCUCUCUCUCUCUCUCUUACACACCAAAAGUCUUCUUCACAUUUUCUCCUUAUUCUCAUCUCACAAAACAACACACACCAUGCCUGAGGCACCUAGAGGCUACAACCUUGUUGAACAGAACAAAAAAAUCCUGGACUUCAUUGAGGAUGUUACCUCAAACGCUGACCAAGUUCAACAAAAGGUUCUCUCAGAAAUCCUGUCUCGCAAUGCAAACGUUGAAUAUCUUAAAAGAUAUGAUCUCAAUGGUCACACAGACCGUGACACCUUCAAAAAACUCUUGCCUGUUAUUUCAUAUGAAGAUAUUCAACCUGAUAUUGACCGUAUCUCCAAUGGUGACACCUCUCCUAUCCUUUGCUCCAAACCCAUUUCUGAGUUUCUCACUAGUUCUGGGACAUCUGGAGGUGAGAGAAAGUUGAUGCCAACAAUUGAAGAAGAGUUAGGAAGGAGAAGUUUGUUGUAUAGUUUAUUGAUGCCAGUGAUGAGCCAGUUUGUUCCUGGUUUAGAAAAAGGGAAAGGAAUGUACCUAAUGUUUAUAAAAUCUGAGGCUAAAACACCUGGUGGAAUUGUAGCUAGGCCAGUUUUAACUAGCUAUUACAAAAGUUCCUAUUUUAGAGAUAGACCUUAUGACCCUUACACAAACUACACAAGCCCAAAUGAAACUGUACUGUGUCCUGAUUCAUACCAAAGCAUGUAUUCUCAACUCCUUUGUGGUCUUUGUCAAAACAAAGAGGUUUUAAGGGUUGGUGCUGUAUUUGCCUCUGGUUUUAUAAGGGCUAUUAGGUUCCUUGAGAAACAUUGGACCCUUCUUUGCAAUGAUAUUAGAACUGGUACUGUUAACCCUUUAAUUACUGACUCAACAGUGAGAGAUUCUGUUAUGAAGAUCCUUAAACCUGAUCCUAAACUUGCUGAUUUUAUCCAAACUGAGUGUAGUAAAAAUUCUUGGCAGGGGAUAAUUACUAGGCUUUGGCCUAAUACUAAGUAUGUGGAUGUUAUUGUGACUGGAACAAUGUCACAGUAUAUUCCUAUUUUGGAUCAUUAUAGCAAUGGUUUACCACUUGUUUGCACUAUGUAUGCUUCUAGUGAAUGUUACUUUGGUGUUAACUUGAACCCUCUUUGUCAACCUAGUGAAGUGUCUUACACUCUUAUUCCUACCAUGUGCUACUUUGAAUUUUUGCCUGUGAAUAGAAGUAAUGGUGUCACUGAUUCUCUUCACACACCUAGAUCUCUUAAUGAGAAAGAGCAGAAAGAGUUGGUUGAACUUGUUGAUGUCAAACUUGGUCAAGAAUAUGAGCUUGUUGUCACUACUUAUGCUGGACUAUACCGUUACCGAGUUGGUGAUGUGUUGAAGGUAGCUGGAUUCAAGAACAAAGCACCACAAUUCAACUUUGUGUGCCGAAAAAAUGUGGUAUUGAGCAUUGAUUCAGACAAAACUGAUGAAGUUGAGCUUCAAAAUGCAAUGGCAAAUGCUAUAACACAUUUAGUACCAUUCGAUGCAACCGUGUCCGAAUACACUAGCUAUGCAGACACAACAACAAUUCCAGGUCACUAUGUCCUCUACUGGGAACUCACUCUAAACAAAUCAACACAAAUUCCACCUUGUGUUUUUGAAGAUUGCUGCUUAACAAUUGAAGAAUCACUCAACAGCGUGUAUCGACAGGGCCGUGUCUCGGACAAAUCUAUCGGUCCGCUUGAGAUCAAGAUUGUUGAACAGGGCACUUUUGAUAAGCUAAUGGAUUAUGCCAUUAGUUUAGGUGCUUCAAUUAAUCAGUACAAGACACCAAGGUGUGUGAAGUUUGCACCAGUUGUUGAACUCUUGAACUCAAGGGUAAUGUCAAGUUACUUUAGUCCUAAAUGUCCAAAGUGGGUUCCUGGUCACAAACAAUGGAUCAACCAGAAUUAAAUAAUUAAAUGAUAAUAAGAAACUUAAAUGGUCUAGCUACAUUAUUAUUAUGUGGUUGGUACUUUGGUAGCAUAUUUCAUGGCUGUUCAUGUGAACUGUUUUUAUGGCCAUUAUGUUAGGGAGAUGAAGAAGAAAAAUAUUUAAUCACUCUUUGUAGGUUAAUUUAAUUUCAUGCCUAAAGUCUUCUUCUUUAGUUCUUUUCUUCUCUCUAUAUAUCUAUCUAUCUCACUUUUUUUCUUUAUUUUAGUGAAGUGAACCUAGCCACUGUAAAAAGCAAUUCUGUUUGAAAGAAAGCUGUUUUGUCUUUCUAUUUUUAUUA